AUGUGUGAUUAUACCCAAGUCCAUUACAAGUGCUCCCGCCUCCGCUACACAGUUCGAGCGUGGUGCACGAAGUAUCAGGAGACGCACGAACGAUGUCCAGCCAAUGUUGUUGCAAUAGAAUACCGGCUUGACGAGAACUGCGGUGCGUUAAUAUAGAACAUGCGAAGUUGUGGGCUGAUCUUGUCUAGGAGACUGCAAAAAUAC
Molecule: messenger RNA, 204 nt
Organism: Mytilinidion resinicola
Lineage: Eukaryota; Fungi; Ascomycota; Dothideomycetes; Mytilinidiales; Mytilinidiaceae
Exons: 2
Coding region: 1-156 (51 amino acids)
Source: RefSeq, a predicted model, not a curated record